Molecule: messenger RNA, 4585 nt
Organism: Canis lupus familiaris (dog)
Lineage: Eukaryota; Metazoa; Chordata; Mammalia; Carnivora; Canidae
Gene: STEAP3
Product: STEAP3 metalloreductase
Exons: 7
Coding region: 594-2060 (488 amino acids)
Biological process (GO): copper ion import
Cellular component (GO): endosome; plasma membrane
Molecular function (GO): cupric reductase (NADH) activity; ferric-chelate reductase (NADPH) activity
Source: RefSeq, a predicted model, not a curated record
CAUGGCUGUGUGUGGUGAAGGUAGAGGGGGAGCUCAGGGCACAGCCGAGGGCCCAUUGAAAACCCCAGGAAACCGGGAAUCAUAGCCGACCUGGACCCCUCUCGGAUCCAUGGGCGUACUCUUGUCAGCUCACACCUGGAGGGUUUGCAUUCUUACAGAAGGAGGUUUCUCUCUGGCAGAAGAGACAAGACACCAUGCUGUGGUCUGACCGCAGCACAGGCUCUGUUCUGCUGCUUGCAACUUUGGAACAACCUGCCGAGCCUGGAGGAAGUAUCAGUCAGAAGUGCUCUCUCGCAGUGCACUCUGCAACCGAGCAUCAGCCACCACUCCCGGUCCGGGAGCUGGUCCCUGUGGCCAGGAGCUGGAGCGUAGGCUGAGGGGGCAGCAGCCCAGCUGUCUGAGCCCGGCGGGUCCCCCGCCUUUGAGGGUCAGCUUGAGGCCUGACUUCAAAGACAAAGUCAGGCUGCCCACACAUCAGAGGAGGAUCCGAGCAAGAAGCAGUGGCCGGGAUCACAGUGGGGCUGGCAAGGGACCUCAUGCUUCAAACACUGGCAUUGGCCUGAUGUCGCAGCAGCCCUGCCAUUGCCACUCAGAUGUCAGGAGAGAUGGACAAGCCGCUGAUCAGCCGCCGGCUGGUGGACAGUGAUGGGAGCCUCGCCGAGGCCCCCAGCGAGGCCCCCAAAGUCGGCGUCCUGGGCAGCGGGGACUUUGCCCGCUCCCUGGUCACACGCUUGCUGGGCUCUGGCUUUAGCGUGGUUGUGGGGAGCCGCAACCCCAAACGCACGGCUGGGCUGUUCCCCUCAGCUGCACAAGUGACCUUCCAGGCGGAGGCAGUGGACUCCCCUGAUGUCAUCUUCGUGGCCAUGUUCCGGGAACAUUACUCCUCCCUGUGCGGUCUCAGCGACCAGCUAGCUGGCAAGAUCCUCGUGGACGUGAGCAACCCCACGGAGCAGGAGCAUCUUCGGCGCCGCGAGUCCAACGCCGAGUACCUGGCUUCACUCUUCCCCACCUGCACGGUGGUCAAGGCCUUCAAUGUCAUCUCCGCCUGGACCCUGCAGUCCGGCCCUAGGGAUGGGAACAGGCAGGUGCCCAUCUGCAGUGACCAUCCGGAAGCCAAGCGGGCCGUCUCGGAGAUGGUACAGGCCAUGGGCUUCAUGCCCAUGGACAUGGGGUCCCUGGUCUCGGCCCGGGAGGUGGAGGCCAUGCCCCUGCGCCUCCUCCCAGGCUGGAAGGUGCCUGCCCUCCUGGCCCUGGGGCUCUUCAUCUUCUUCUAUGUCUACAACUUCGUCCGGGACGUCCUGCAGCCCUACGUGCGCGAUGGCAAGAGCAAGUUCUACAAGCUCCCCGUGUCCGUGGUCAACACGACGCUGCCGUGCGUGGCCUACGUGCUGCUGUCGCUGGUGUACCUGCCCGGGGUGCUGGCAGCCGCCCUGCAGCUGCACCGCGGCACCAAGUACCGCCGCUUCCCCGACUGGCUGGACCACUGGCUGCAGCACCGCAAGCAGAUAGGCCUGCUCAGCUUCUUCUGCGCCGCCCUGCACGCGCUCUACAGCUUCUGUCUGCCCCUGGGCCGCGUGAGCCGCUACGAGGUGGUCAACCUCGCCAUCAAACAGGUCUUGGCCAACAAGAGUCACCUGUGGAUCGAGGAGGAAGUCUGGCGGAUGGAGAUAUACCUGUCGCUGGGCGUGCUGGCCCUUGGCACGCUGUCCCUGCUGGCUGUCACAUCACUGCCGUCCAUUGCAAAUUCACUUAACUGGAGGGAGUUCAGCUUCGUUCAGUCCACGCUGGGCUUCGUAGCCCUGGUGCUGAGCACCCUGCAUACACUCACCUACGGCUGGACCCGCGCCUUCGAAGACAGCCAUUACAAGUUCUAUCUGCCGCCUACCUUCACGCUCACGUUGCUGGUGCCCUGUGUCGUGAUCCUUGCCAAAGGUCUGUUCCUGCUGCCCUGUUUCCGCCACAGGCUCUCCAAGAUCCGGAGGGGCUGGGAGAAGGAUGGUGCCAUCAAGUUUACCCUGCCAAUGGACCAUGCCCUGGCCCAGAAGACGAGCCACGUGUGAGCUGCCUGCCUCUGGCCCCAGAAAGCAGACACAGGCAGGAUAGCGCCCUGGGCCUGUCAGGGCCGCUUCUCUGGAUCGCCUGGUACGGUGAAAUUGUGCACAAACUGCUAGGUCUCUGGUCUGAACUCCCAGGACACCAAUGUAUGCAGUGAUAUUCCGAAUGGCACACAUGCGUGUGCGCUAUAUAUGUUCACAUAUAUUUCAUAUCUAUAACAGGAUUUGCAUUUAUACUUACUUAGUUAAAAAAGCUGAGUCCCUGAGAUCUCAACUUGUAGAUUUAAAAGCCAGUGCCAGAUGUUAGGAGAACAGGAGCUCAUGAUAGUGGGAUAUCUGCCAAGACUGACAUAUACUCUCUGCACAGAAAAGGCAGUGAGAGGCUUGUCUCUUGGUGGAUUUGAUCCAUUUGUGUCCUCACACCCUUUUUGCUGCUUUCCCAAAGCUUUCGCAGAGCCGGGGCUUUAAGGGGGGCAGAUGAGAGCUCUGCCUGGAGCUGGAUUCAGUGCACAGGGCGAAAUAGUGGCUAGUGAGCAGGGCAGAGGGGGUGGGUCUCCUCCCUCAUUCACCUCCAGCCUAGCAGGAGGUCAGGCGGGAGCCAGGGCCUUUGGGGAGUGAGCCUGCUGCCUGUAGAUGGGUGCUUUGCUAGGUAGAAGGGGGUAGGGGGUGUGGGCCAGGCUGAUCUCCCCAACCCUCUCUGAGCCGGGGAGAUUUUUUUUUUCCCCUGAAAGCCAGAAGUCACCACAACGGCGGCACAUUGAUCUCUUGUGGGAGUGUGAAGUCACCUCCGCACAGGAGCCACUAAUGAACCAUCUUGAGAACAAGUGUAAUUUCUUUCCUUCCUUUAAGUUGGUGAUGACCGUUCUUUAAACCACUGUGCCUUCUCACCUUUCAGAUCAUUAGUUUGGAUAUCUCUUACAAAGGCCCAGAGCAGGCCCUUUGAAAGUCAGUUUGAGGGGGAGGGGAAAACAAGGCAGACUGGCGCUUAGCAUCCCAGGGGUGCCUUCCCCAGGCCCUACCCAGGGCACUGAGGGACUGAUGGUCUCCACCUAACUGGUCCUGUGCAAAAACACUGGGGACCUCGUCCAAUGUCCUCUGCUCCUCCCGGGCAGAGAAACUGCCAGAAAACUGUACUGGCACCAAGCUCCCCCACUGCUCCAGGGAGACAGGGAGAACGUGGGCAACAGGCCCCAACAAGAAUCACCAACCCCAGGUGGUCAUACUUCAAAAUAGUUGGGAGGGUCUUUUCUACCAAAGCUACAAACUUGAAGUGCUGCUACCCUAAAGCACAAGAGGCUGGACCACAGUCAGGGCCAUAGGACAUGUGUCCUCAAAUCCCAUGCCAUCCCUUGCUUGUUCAGACUGAAACCACUUUUAUUUCCCCUGUGGAGAAACAGCUAUUUUUGGCUGAGCCCCCCUGCCAGCUCUAGAACCAGGAUGAUCUGUCAUGUUCACAGAAAAAGCACCUUUGGGUGCUUUACCCACUGGGGGUGAAGUCCCAGUGGAAGACACAAGUGAGGCUGACACUGUACUCUGCUCUGAAUGGGGAGCACUGGUCACACUUGUUAUGUCUUAGGUCUUCUGGGCCAGAGGGGAUCUUAGGAAUAGAGGGUUGAGCCAGCAAAGGCUGACAAGACUGUGCUACAAGGAUGCCCCUGCUUCCCCCCAGGGAGGCUUCAUGAGCUCAUGUCUGUAGAGCACAUUAGCGUCCUUUAGUAAGGAGGGGGGGAGAAAAAGAAAGCCAAGUGUAAGAAUAUCUCAUUAGGCCAGUGAGUGAUGGAGGGAAGGCAAUGCAGGCAAAACUUUGCUUCCUGCAGAUGUUUUCCAUCUGCUGCUUCAAGGCUGAGCAGCAGAAUCUUUUCUUCCAAAUGGGACCUGAUGGAGCGGCCACUGAGAUCCUCAGAGAAGCUGGCUGAAAAAGGAGGUGGGCAAAGCACAGAUCCUGGCAUUUGCUUAAUGAAAUGAGGGCCCGUCAAUUUCCUGCUGAUUGGAAGCAUGGAGAACAGGGGCAACUGAGAUCCACCAGGUCUUCAACCCCAGUCCCAGUCAGUAUUGGCUGCCUUCCUUCUCCAGCCCUCCCUGGGCCCAGGGAAUUUCCUUAUACCAAAGAUGCUGACAUACAGCAAAAUCCAUUAUGCUCCCUCCCCUCCUCCCCACCUCCUGCUGCAGGUGCUCCCAGGGGAGGGAACUGGUGCAGCAGAGGACCUGGCCACCCACCAGCUGGACAAUCAACUCAUGAAAAGCAGGGUGGACUGUGUGCUUGGCCUUGAUCUGGUGUUUGCUGCUCUUCCCUACCUCACCGGGCAGCUGGCAACAGCAUCCCCAUGAAAGCAAGUCACUCCCUUUCAGCCUGGUAAAUUCUAUGUGCCUCUGGGUACAAAAGUGCCUGAACCAACAUGCUCCAGAAACCCUAAAUGCCAUGGUCUGAGGUUGAUGUUCAAAAUCAAUGCCAUUGAAACAGUUUGUGUAUUUUGUGUUUACCUCGUAGAGCUUGUCAAAGAAGCAGCAAAAAUAAACACCUAACCUGUGAA